Messenger RNA from Vigna umbellata (rice bean), 1070 nucleotides. RefSeq names its product alpha/beta-Hydrolases superfamily protein. The record is from RefSeq and is a predicted model, not a curated record. NCBI's taxonomy places the organism in Eukaryota, Viridiplantae, Streptophyta, Magnoliopsida, Fabales, Fabaceae.
GGAGGUGCAAGAAGCAAUAAAGUUGAUAGAUGAAUAAGUUAUGGAAAGGAGUUGAGUGAUGAUUGGGUGAGAAGAAUGGAAGAAGAAGAGGAAAAGCUUGUGCAAUCCUACCCUCAUUACUGGGGAUUCACCCCAGAACAAGACUACUACAACCACAAAGGAAUCAGAGGCACAAAAUCGGAAUUCAGGACGGCGCGUGGCCUCAAGCUCUUCACAAGGUCAUGGCUUCCAAACCCCACCAUCACCCCACGCGCCGUCGUCUUCAUGGUCCACGGCUACGGCAACGACAUCUCCUGGACCUUCCAAGCGACCCCCAUCUUCCUCGCCCAAUCGGGGUUCGCCUGCUUCGCCGUUGACCUCCAAGGCCACGGCCACUCCGAAGGCCUCAAAGCCUUCGUCCCCUCCGUAAACCUCGUCGCAGACGAUUGCCUGUCCUUCUUCAACUCUAUCAAACAACAAAACCCCCAAUUCCAACACCUCCCCUCUUUUCUCUUCGGCGAGUCCAUGGGCGCCGCCAUCUGCCUCCUCAUACACUUCCUCUCCCCGGAACCCUUCAACGGCGCCGUUUUAGUCGCCCCCAUGUGCAAAAUCUCCGACAGCGUCAGACCCAGAUGGCCCAUUCCCCAGAUCCUCACCUUCCUCGCCAGAUUCUUCCCCACUCUCCCCAUCGUCCCCACCCCCGAUCUCCUCUUCAAGUCCGUCAAGGUUCCCCGCAAGAAACUCAUCGCCAACAUGAACCCUUUGAGGUAUCGCGGAAAGCCGAGGUUGGGCACCGUCGUCGAACUUUUAAGGGUUACCGACUUCCUCAAUCAGAGGCUCUCUGAUGUCAACCUUCCUUUCAUUGUCUUGCACGGCAGCGCCGAUGCUGUCACCGACCCCGAUGUGAGUAGGGAGUUGUACCGCGAAGCCAGGACCCUCGAUAAGACCAUCAAGGUUUACGACGGGAUGAUGCAUUCCUUGCUGUUCGGAGAGACCGAUGAAAAUGUUGAGAUUGUCAGAAACGAUGUUCUAUCGUGGCUGCUCGCUAGGUCUGGUGGGGAAACAAGACUUCAAUGAAGAAGGUUUCAAGG